AUGCAUACCAUCACCAACCCCUCACGAGGAAAGCAUAAACCAUCUCAUCUUCGUCAUGCCCUCUCGCAAGAUCCAUGUCAAAAUUAUCAGAAAGGUUACAGAGCUUCACAUGUACCAGCACAGCAAACCAUGCGAGAUGCAAUGGCUUUCACUUGUAAAAGACAGUUUUGAACCGCUUAUAUAAGUGAUGAAGUACCUAUCCUAUGUAUGAUCUCGCGCUUCGCUUGUCUACAUUGUUCUUCUCGAUCUAUUCUCCAUAUCCCUUCUGCUAGUCGGGGAUGUCGCCAGAUAUGUCUCUCUAUCACAGCUCGACCAAGCAGAAACCCGGCCAUUCUUCUCUAGGAAGUUCGUGCAGAUCAGUGGCUAUUUCAGGACUGCUUUUGCUCCUGCUGUGCACAUUGUCCUUUAGCUACCACUGGAGCCAAUCUCUGAUUGCCUUUUACCUACCCUUCAGGCUCAGCUGUCUGUCGUCCGGCCCCGGCCCCGGCCCAUGCCCCAGCACUGGCACUCCUACUAACGUCAACCACCUCGUGUUUGGCAUAGUUGGCUCUGUGAAUACAUGGAAACAUAAGAGGCCCUACAUUGAAUCGUGGUGGAGACCAAAUGUUACUCGCGGGUAUCUCUUCCUGGAUCGAGCUCCUUCGAAAGAGCUUCAAGACUGGCCUCCUUCUUCGCCUCCUUUCCGAGUGAACGAAGAUAUAACUAAGUGGGAAGUAUACCCGAGAAUCGCGAGACCUGUCCAGGUAAGGAUUUUUCGAACGAUCUUGGAGACGUUUAGACAGGGAGACAGAGAUGUGAGAUGGUAUAUAAUGGCGGACGACGACACCGUGCUCUUCCUGGACAACCUCGUGGAGGUUCUGUCAAAGUAUGAUCAUACCAAGUACUACUAUAUCGGCUCAACCUCAGAAUGUAUCACGUCCAACUUUGACUUGUCCUUCGAGAUGGCCUUUGGAGGAGCUGGCUAUGCUUUGAGCUACCCUCUGGUUGAGAUGCUGGCGACGGAGUUAGAUGCUUGCAUAAAGAGAAAUCCACAGUUGUUUUUUAGCGAUCACAUGUUGCAUAUAUGCUUAGCCGACCUUGGAGUCUCCCUGACCAGAGAGAGAGGCUUUCAUCAGAUUGAUCUCCACGGUGACAUAUCAGGUUUUCUAUCGGCUCAUCUGCAAUCUCCUAUCCUAUCACUGCACCACAUCGAUGUCAUCGACCCAAUUUUCCCCUCCAUGAACCGCUCUGAAGCUAUCAAUCAGCUCAUGAAGCCUGCACAGGUCGACCAAUCCCGUCUCCUGCAACAAACUGUCUGCUACAACAGGGAAAGAAACUGGUCAAUCUCUGUAUCAUGGGGUUACUCUACUCAUAUAUAUGAGAACAUACUUCCUCGAAGCUUCUUAGGGAAACCCAUUGAGACAUUCAAGCCAUGGUUGAAGAGAGCUAAGCCACCUUUCUAUUUGUUCAACACGCGGAUCCUCGAUGGCAACCCAUGCAUAGUUCCUCAUGUAUUUUUCUUGAAAUCCAUGGAGAAUGCUACUCGUAACGAAAUUGUUACUGCUUACACUCGAGCGUCAAAGAGAGGAUUACCCGCUUGUGCACUUGGUGGAAAUCAUUCUGCAGAUCCCAUCUCCAGAGUUCUAGUAUUUUCACCAAGAAGAAGACACAUUGAGGCCGGAAGAAUAGAGUGCUGUGAUGUUCUAGCUGACAACCAGAAUACCACAAAGGUCAGACUAAGGCCCUGCAUGUUCGGUGAAGUCAUUGCCUAAGAGCAGAACGACAUGAAUGUGUCAUGUCGGUUUCUACAUGUUUUUCACAUUGAUGAUAUCGCCGAUCUUAGGAUCAAUACUAAAUUCAUUCAUCCAUUUCAAAGCCGCAAAAGUUGGUAGGUUGUGGAGUUGAUAAAGAUGCAAUGGUCCCCCUCAGGAGAGAAAUUGCUGUCAAAGAACAAAACUAGAGUGGGAGAAUAUCCAAAAUGUUUGUGUUCAUGUUGAUAACG
Rhodamnia argentea is the source of this 1981-nucleotide messenger RNA. RefSeq lists its product as uncharacterized. The coding region runs from base 279 to 1751 and encodes 490 amino acids. Gene Ontology annotation, molecular function: acetylglucosaminyltransferase activity. The transcript is spliced from 3 exons. Lineage: Eukaryota; Viridiplantae; Streptophyta; Magnoliopsida; Myrtales; Myrtaceae. The record is from RefSeq and is a predicted model, not a curated record.